This is a messenger RNA of Rubroshorea leprosula, 1507 nucleotides long. Lineage: Eukaryota; Viridiplantae; Streptophyta; Magnoliopsida; Malvales; Dipterocarpaceae. The record is from the annotation of a GenBank genome assembly.
GCUGGUAGCGAGAGAUCGGCAACGGAGGAGCCAAAGUGCCAAACCACCCCGAGCUUCAUUUCUCUCGCUUCCAUUUUCGGUCAGCCAUGGCUCUCUCUGAAUCCUCUAAGCAAUCUCUAAUCCCCACCUUCCUUUACUCCUCUGCCAACUCCCUCUCCCUCGAUCGCGUCCUCAACACCAACCCUACUUUCGCUCCUUCACCCUCCGCCGCCGCUGCUGCUCUCGAUGGACGCGCUGCUGCUUCACCGUCAAUCAAUACAAGGAGCUUCGUCAUCCCUUCGCCUAACGAGCCUGGGAAGAAGAUCGAGAUGUACUCGCCUGCAUUCUACGCGGCCUGUACUUUUGGAGGAAUCCUCAGCUGCGGGCUGACUCACAUGGCCGUCACUCCUCUUGACCUCGUCAAGUGCAAUAUGCAGAUUGAUCCUGCAAAGUACAAAAGCAUCUCAUCUGGUUUUGGUGUUCUUCUGAGGGAGCAAGGAGUCAGAGGCUUCUUCCGUGGCUGGGUUCCCACACUCCUUGGUUACAGUGCACAGGGUGCUUGCAAGUUUGGAUUCUAUGAGUUUUUCAAGAAGUAUUAUUCUGACAUUGCUGGACCUGAAUUUGCUGCCAAGUACAAGACCCUGAUCUACCUUGCUGGGUCUGCCUCUGCUGAGGUGAUUGCUGACAUUGCACUUUGCCCCUUUGAGGCAGUUAAGGUCCGGGUUCAAACUCAGCCUGGUUUUGCUAGGGGUAUGGCAGAUGGCUUCCCCAAGUUUGUGAAAUCUGAAGGCACACUUGGUUUGUACAAGGGUAUUGCUCCACUUUGGGGCCGUCAGAUACCAUAUACAAUGAUGAAGUUUGCUUCAUUUGAGACAAUUGUUGAGAUGAUAUACAAGUAUGGUAUCCCCACUCCCAAGGACCAAUGCAGCAAAACUCUUCAACUUGGUGUCAGUUUUGCUGGUGGUUAUGUUGCUGGUGUCUUCUGCGCUAUUGUUUCUCACCCUGCUGACAACCUUGUCUCUUUCCUCAACAAUGCCAAGGGAGCAACAGUUGGUGAUGCUGUGAAGAAACUUGGGUGGUGGGGUCUGUUUACCCGUGGGCUUCCUCUCCGUAUUGUCAUGAUUGGAACACUAACUGGGGCUCAGUGGGGCAUAUAUGAUGCAUUCAAAGUCUUUGUUGGACUGCCAACAACUGGUGGUGUUUCUCCUGCUGCUCCUGCUGCUGCACCUGCAAAGGCAUAGAACGCUUGGAACAUUCAAAUUAAUGUUUUGCUUUUCAGUAGUCCUUGAAAACUAAUAGGUGAUCAAAUAAGAAUAGGAUUGCCAAAAAUUGCUUGACUGGUUUCAAAGCCAGUUGAAGUUAAUUCUUUUCCGUUCAAUGCCCAUUUUGACUGCUCCUGAUUUUGUGGGGGAUGGUUUUGUUUGCAUCCUCUAUCUGUAGACAUUUUUGCUAGCGAGAUCAUAUAUGAAUUUUUACUUGAAAUUCUAAAUCAAAUGUUGCCUUGUAGGAAGGCGGGAAUUUUUUGUUG